AUGAAUAUCUUCAUUCUCUUAAGCAUCAACUUUGUAUAUGGUUUCCUUGGAAAUAUUGUUUCAAAUGCUAAGCCUCUUCCUUAUGAGGCGAUAUUCAAUUUUGGUGACUCUUUUAGUGACACUGGAAAUGCUGGUAUUUUGUACCCGCAAUAUCCAGGAAAUAAAAACUCUUAUGGCUCAACGUACUUCAAACAUCCAACUGGGCCCAAAGCAUAUGGUUUUCAAUAUCUGCCAGUCUAUAUGAAUCUCACCAAAGCCAAAGACAUCAAGAAAGGAGUAAAUUUUGCCGUUUCUGGUGCUACUGCACUUGAUGUAGAGUAUUUCAAAAAGAGAGGAGGCUAUCAACCAACAUCGGAUAAAUCAUUGAGUGUCCAACUUGAUUGGUUCAAGAAGCUCAAACCUUCCUUAUGCAAAAGAAAAGAGUGCGAUAACUACUUCAAAAAAUCAUUAUUUUUAGUGGGAGAGAUUGGUGGGAAUGAUAUUAUCUCACUUCUUUCACUUAAAAAUGAGACAGAACUUAAAAGAGGAGUCCCUCUAAUUAUUCAAACAAUUGCCAAUGUCACCGCUGCAUUAAUAGAAGAAGGUGCAGUGGAGCUAGCGGUGCCUGGAAACGUCCCAAUCGGUUGCUCUGCUGGCACUAUUUUAUUAGCAAAUAGUACCAAGAAAUCGGACUAUGAUCAGUUUGGGUGCUUGAUACAUUUUAAUACUUUCAUGGAGAACUAUAACAAGCAGCUCAAACAUGCCAUAAAGAUACUAAGAAAGAAGUACCGUCAAGCUGAGAUAAUAUAUUUUGACUACUACAACGAUACCAAACGUUUGUAUCAAGCGCCCCAAAAAUUUGGUGUGAUAUGGUUUAGUUCUGAUAAGAAUGAAGCUUUAAAAGCAUGUUGUGUACAAUGUGGAAGUUCCGCCUCCAAAGUCUGCCCCAACCCUUCAAAAUAUGUAAGUUGGGACGGAGUCCACUUCACCGAAGCAACUUACAAGGUAUUAGCAAAAGGACUACUUGAGGGCCAUUUUGCACAUCCUUCUCUAAGACCCCCUCCUUCCAAAAUAGCUUAG
Molecule: messenger RNA, 1059 nt
Organism: Lotus japonicus
Lineage: Eukaryota; Viridiplantae; Streptophyta; Magnoliopsida; Fabales; Fabaceae
Product: GDSL esterase/lipase At5g45910-like
Exons: 5
Coding region: 1-1059 (352 amino acids)
Molecular function (GO): hydrolase activity, acting on ester bonds
Source: RefSeq, a predicted model, not a curated record